CCUCUCCCUCAACCCUCCUUCCUCUGGAAUUCCAACCCACUAGUUUCACCAAAUCGGUGAUAAAGUUGGUUUGUUUUUUUGCAGAAUUUUCAUCUGAAUCUCCUCGUUUUCAGUUAUAAUCCACCGAAUCGUACGGUUCAAAAAUAGAGAGGGAGAAUAUCAACGGGACUUGAUCCUGUGAGAUGACGUCCACGAUAACGAAUCCGGUGACGAACGCGAAUUCCGAUCGGAGCAUCAAGAGGAGUAAGAAGAAGAAACCAUCGGCGGCAGUGUCAAAAGAGAAUCAACAGCAGAGCCACGCCAAAUGGAAAUCAGAGGCUCAGCAACAAAUCUAUUCGUCAAAGCUGAUUCAAGCUUUGAGCCAAGUCAGUCUCAGCAGCAACAACAACACGAGCUCCUCUGUCCCGUCGGCUCCACGCCGUGGACGAGCCGUGCGUGAAGCCGCCGAUAGAGCCUUGGCCGUCGCGGCUAAAGGCAGAACGAGGUGGAGCCGAGCCAUUUUGACGAGCCGUGUUAUGCUCAAGUUUAGGAAGCACAAGAGAUGCAGAGGAUCUACGGCUGCGUCGGCGGUGGCUGCCGUCACCGGGAGUAGCCGGUGGAGGAAACCGAGAUUUAGCGUCUCGAAACUGAGAGCGAAGAGUUUACCAACUGUUCAAAGGAAAGUCAAGGUCCUUGGCCGGUUAGUUCCCGGCUGCAGAAAGCAACCGUUCCCGGUUAUUCUUGAAGAAGCAACUGAUUACAUUGCGGCGCUUGAGAUGCAGGUUCGCGCCAUGAGUGCUCUCGCUGACUUGCUUUCUGGCUCCGGAGCCGCCAGCUCUAGCUCAGCGCCGCCGCCGCCGACCAGCCAAUGACUCCUCUUUCUCUCGAGUAAUCUUCUCUCGUGUUAAAUACAUGUGUUCUUCACUACUUUUCAUCUCCCUUCAUUUGAUCCAUAGCUUUGUUAUUAGAAAAAAAUAUCCAGCAUUUUGCCCAUAU
This is a messenger RNA of Hibiscus syriacus, 975 nucleotides long. Its product is annotated as transcription factor bHLH148-like. Gene Ontology annotation, biological process: regulation of DNA-templated transcription. The transcript is spliced from 2 exons. Bases 183 to 851 code for a protein of 222 amino acids. Gene Ontology annotation, molecular function: protein dimerization activity. The record is from RefSeq and is a predicted model, not a curated record. NCBI's taxonomy places the organism in Eukaryota, Viridiplantae, Streptophyta, Magnoliopsida, Malvales, Malvaceae.